This is a messenger RNA of Saccostrea cuccullata (small rock oyster), 762 nucleotides long. RefSeq lists its product as uncharacterized. The record is from RefSeq and is a predicted model, not a curated record. The transcript is spliced from 5 exons. NCBI's taxonomy places the organism in Eukaryota, Metazoa, Mollusca, Bivalvia, Ostreida, Ostreidae. The annotation marks the transcript as partial.
AUAGUUGUGCCAAGUUUAUAACUGAUUCCUGGUGUAUAUCAAAUAAAAAUGUAGAAUUGCAUUUAUCAAAAUAUCUUCUAAGAAUGAAGAGGAUGAGUUUCCGAAUUUUUUACGUCAGCUUGUUUGCAACUUGUACUUGUGCAUAUCAAAAUUUAGCUUUAGGGAAACCUGCCUGGCAGAAAACCAACUUUUCACAAAUCUGGGGAGCAGACAAGGCUGUGGAUGUGAAGUAUACUGACCGUGGAGCAAAAGGUAACGAGUGUACAAUAUCAGCUGACAAAAAUCAAACUGCAGAAUGGAGGGUAGAUCUACAGAGUGUGGUCAGCAUCAGUUACAUCAACAUCUUCUACAGGACGGAUAAUUAUCCCAGUCCAAGUGCAUACACUGGCAGAUUUGCUGGAUUUUCCCUCUUCAUUUCAAACACGACAUCAAAGUACGAUGGCCAUCUUUGUUUCCAUGAGAUACAGAAUGUGAAUGGCACACCUAUAGAGGACCAGAGAAUCAACUGCUCUCUGUAUGGACGUUAUGUAAUAUAUUAUAAUGAACGGAAACCUGGCGUUGUCUAUCCUGGUUACUAUUCUACGUACGCAUUCAAUGAAUUGUGUGAAUUGGAAGUCUACGGAUGCCAUAUUCCAGAAUAUUAUGGAGAAUAUUGUAAUCAAUCAUGUUCAGUUUAUUGUCAAGAACAGCAAUGUGAUGUCGUAAAUGGUGACUGUGUAAAUGGGUGUGUAUCAGGAUAUCAAGGUCUGCAAUGCACUCAUA